Messenger RNA from Mauremys mutica (yellowpond turtle), 17506 nucleotides. RefSeq names its product mucin-17-like. Gene Ontology annotation, molecular function: protein binding. Bases 1 to 17388 code for a protein of 5795 amino acids. The record is from RefSeq and is a predicted model, not a curated record. Gene Ontology annotation, cellular component: extracellular matrix. The transcript has 66 exons. NCBI's taxonomy places the organism in Eukaryota, Metazoa, Chordata, Testudines, Geoemydidae.
AUGAAGGACUUUGUUUCCGAGAGUUGUCAGUCUGAUACUUUUACAUCAGCACUAAAUUUACUGUUGAAUGUCCAGCCCUGCAAAUGCUCCACUUGUGGAGCUCUCAUUGAAAUCAACCUGGCUUCAUCAUCCUUUCUUGAUAAAGAAGGUUUUAUGAUAAACGGUAUACGAGCUAGUCCAAUACCUGAUGGAUGGAAGCUGGGAGUGGGGAAACACCUUUCUGCUGGGAUCAGAUGGAGAAUUUCUUCCAUUUUGCCAGGGCUUGAAGGGAGUUAUAUAUCCCAUCAAUUUCUCUACAGGCAGAAGGAGCUUCUGAAAAGAGAUGACGACAGUGAAGAGUCCACAAGCGCAGAAGAUGAUGGUAUGCUGCGUUCAGACAAGGGCUCAUGUUCUACUUGGGGUGCAGGGCAUUUCUCCACCUUUGAUAAUUAUUUGUAUGACUUCUCUGGGUCCUGCAACUACAUCUUCACCACCGUGUGCAAUGAUGUUAGCCCGGACUUCAACAUCCAGUUCCGCCGCGGGGUGAACAAAAAAAUUACAAGAAUCAUCAUAGAGUUGGGACCUGUCGUCAUCAUAGUUGAAAAGAACAUCAUUGUGCUCAAGGGUGUUGGUAUCAUCAAGUUGCCAUAUACCAGCAAUGGAAUCCAAAUUGCUCCUUUUGGACGCACUGUCCGCCUGGUGACCAAGCUGAUGGAGAUGGAGCUGGAAGUCGUCUGGAACAACGACGACUAUCUCAUGGUUAUGGUUGAGAGAAAAUAUAUGAGGAAAACUUGUGGAAUGUGUGGGAAUUUUGAUGGACAGGAACUAAAUGAGUUUCUGAGUGAAGGUAAAUUGCUGGAUGCUUACCAAUUUGCCACUUUACAAAAAAUGGAUGACCCGUCAGAGAUCUGCCCAUCUGAGGAGAUGGCAAUUCCCAAUAUUCCUCGCAAAAAAUAUGCUAGGAUCUGCUCCCAGCUGCUCAACCUUGUGUCUCCGGCUUGCAACGUGUCCAAGAAAGCAUUUGUCAUCCGUUGUCAGCUUGAUAUGCAGGACUGUAGUGAUCCAGGGCAAAGAAACUGUACUUGUGCUACACUGUCAGAGUACUCUAGGCAAUGUGCCAUGUCCAAUCAAGUAGUGUCUGAUUGGAGGAGUGCAGACUUCUGCUCUGUAGGAAAAUGUUCAGCUGACCAAAUCUACAAGGAGUGUGGUUCUCCAUGUGUUAAAACCUGUUCCAACCCAGAGUACAGCUGUUCCAGUUACUGUACAUAUGGUUGCUUCUGCCCAGAAGGCACUGUUCUUGAUGACAUCUCAAAAAAUCGAACAUGUGUUCCCAUUGACCAGUGCCCAUGUACACUGAAUGGGGAGAGUUAUGAUCCUGGCGUUACCAUGAAAGCAACAUGCAGGACCUGUAAAUGUACAAUGGGCCAGUGGAAUUGCAAUGAACUACCCUGCCCAGGAAGAUGUUCCCUGGAGGGAGGCUCUUUUGUCACCACGUUUGAUUCCAGGUCAUACAGGUUUCAUGGAGUCUGCACAUAUAUCCUCAUGAAGAGUCCCAGCCUUCCGUACAAUGGAACCCUGAUGGCUGUGUAUGAUAAGUCUGGUUACUCUCAUUCUGAAACAUCAUUAACUGCUAUAAUUUACCUUUCUGCAAAGGACAAAAUUGUGAUUUCUCAAAAUGAACUUCUCACAGAUGAUGAACUCAGGUGGCUGCCUUAUAGAUCAGGUGACAUCACCAUUUUCAGACAGUCCUCCACCCACAUUCAAAUGUAUACCACCUUUGGGCUGGAGCUAAUAAUUCAAACUUGGCCAGUGUUUCACGUCUAUAUAAAAGUUGGACUUCUCUUCAAAGGCAGAACCCUAGGGUUGUGUGGCAAUUACAAUGGAGACACUACAGACGAUUUCAUGACCAGCAUGGAUAUUAUUGAAGGCACAGCAGCCCUGUUUGUGGACUCCUGGAGAUCAGGGAACUGCCACUCUGCUGCAGAGAGGGACACAGACCCUUGCUCUAUGAGUCAAUUGAACAAAAUGUCUGCAGAGACCCAUUGCUCCAGUCUUACUAAGAAGGGCACAGUGUUUGAGAAAUGCCAUUCUGUGGUGAAUCCUGCUCCUUUUUACAAGAGAUGCAUCUACCAAGCCUGUAACUAUGAGGAAACCUUUCCUUAUAUUUGUUCUGCACUGGGAUCUUAUGCAAGAGUGUGUGCUUCAAUGGGGCUGAUCCUUGUAAACUGGAGGGACACUGUAGACAACUGCACCAUUCCCUGUACUGGCAAUCAGACAUUCAGUUACCACACUGAAGCCUGUGAUAGGACGUGCCUGUCACUUUCCGACCAAACCCUCGAAUGUUAUCCUACUGACAUCCCUAUUGAUGGCUGCAACUGUCCUAAAGGUACCUACUUGAACCACAGAAGUGAAUGUGUGCGUAAAUCCAUGUGUCCCUGCUACCUGGAAGAUAAGAGGUUCAUACUACCUGACCAGUCGACUAUAAUUGGUGGCAUUACCUGCUAUUGUGUUAAUGGAAAGAUGAGUUGCACUGGUAAACCUCAAGACCCUUCAGAAAACUGCAAGCCUCCCAGAAAAUAUGUGUCAUGUUCACAGAACUCAGAGAACAAAUAUGGAGCCUCCUGUUCCCCUACCUGUCAGAUGCUGGCCACUGGAAUUGAAUGUGUACCCACUAGGUGUGAAUCAGGCUGUGUCUGCACUGAUGGGCUAUAUGAGAAUCUAGAUGGAAUGUGUGUACCACCUGAUGAGUGUCCCUGUGAAUAUGGUGGCAUCUCUUAUAAAAAAGGGGAAGAAAUCCACACCGAAUGCAAAACCUGCACCUGUACAAGAGGCAAAUGGAAAUGUGUUCAGAAAUCUAAAUGCUCCUCAACAUGUACCCUCUAUGGAGAAGGACAUGUCACCACUUUUGAUGGACAGCGCUUUGUGUUUGAUGGCAACUGCGAAUACAUACUAGCUACGGAUGGUUGUGGUAUGAACAGCUCUCACUCCACCUUUAAAAUUGUGACUGAGAAUGUCAUCUGUGGGAAAUCAGGAGUCACCUGUUCCAGGUCCAUCAAGAUCAACCUUGGGAAUAUGACACUUAUACUGGCAGAGGAAACCUACUUUGUAUAUGGGGACAAUCCUCUGACACAAUUCCACGUGAAAAAGAAUGCCCUUCACCUGAUGUUCGAUAUCAUUAUCCCAGGAAAAUACAACAUGACUCUUAUCUGGAACAAGCACAUGAAUAUUUUCAUCAAGAUCUUCAGAGAAGCACAGGAUCACCUCUGCGGUUUGUGUGGGAAUUACAAUGGGAACAUGAGAGAUGACUUUGAAACUCGAAGCAAAUACGUGGCAGCAAAUGAACUGGAGUUUGUAAAUUCUUGGAAGGAAAAUCCUAUGUGCGGGGAUGUGUUCUUUGUAGUUGAUCCCUGUAGCAAGAACCCUUAUCGUAAAGCUUGGGCAGAGAGGAAGUGUUCCAUCAUCAACAGCCAGGUCUUUGCUCCAUGUCACAGUAAGGUAUACCGCAUGCCUUAUUAUGAUGCCUGUGUCCGAGACUCCUGUGGGUGUGACUCUGGAGGAGACUGUGAAUGCAUGUGUGAUGCCAUUGCAGUAUAUGCCAAGGCAUGCUUAGAUGUAGGUGUCUGCAUUGACUGGAGAGCCCCAGAGUUCUGUCCCGUCUAUUGUGACUACUUCAACACACACCGAAAGUCAGGCAGUGAGGGCACCUACAGCUACAAUUAUUGGGAUGAACAAAAUUGCACCUGGCAUUACCGACCUUGUAAUUGCCCACAGCAAAAUUACAAAUAUGUCAACAUUGAAGGCUGUUACAACUGCUCACACAAUGAAUACUUUGAUCACGAGGAGGGACAGUGCAAGCCCUGCAUAGGACCUGAGCCCAUUAGGACAACCCCUGAAACCUCUACACCUUCAACAGUAACAACAACAGUACAAACUAAAACACCAAGAAGCACUACUACAGUUGAAACACCAACUACUACCGUACCACCAACAGCCACUACAUCUACAGAGUCCACCAUGCACACUAUUUUAAGCACUGCACCAACCACCCUAUCUACUACAAAAGUAACCAUAAAAACACCUAUCACAAUCAAAUCCACUACUCACUCCAUACCAGUAACCACCAUUACGAAAAAGACAACACUGUCAACUACCCCAAUCAUAACAGUAACUGAGAUUACUUCACCAAUAACCACCACCAAAAGAACCAUAUCACCAACCUCAGAAACGCCAAUCACCCCUACAGUCACAGUCAUCUCAACAACUGCAAAGAAACUUACAACUCCACGUAUGACAACAACCAUUACAACACCAACUAUUACAAAGACAUCACCAACUACUUCACAACCGCCUACUACAUACACUAGGUCAACGAAAACCAGAAAAACUGUCACGCCAACUGCGCACACGACUGAAACUCUAAUAACGAUAUCUCUACCCACAAGCUCAACAGAGAGCACCGCAUCAGAGUCCACCACCCCAAGCACCGCAAAAACAACUACGCUGACGACAGUUUCUCCAACUACUAAGUCAACUAAGUCCACAACGGGAUCAACACCAACAGUAACUAAGACCGCAGAAACCCCAACAACGAGAAGUACCAGGAAAACAAAACCAACCACAUCUGUCUCUACAACUUCCGAAACAACUGCAUCAACAGAAUCCAGCCCAACCUCCUCAGCCAAAACAAGUCGAAGAAGCACAACUCUGACAAUGACUACAUCUUCCACCAAGUCUACUGAAACCAGUACAACCGCCAUACCAGCUACACCCACAACCCUCACUCUCACCACGACUACCUUGUCCACUAGCUCACCAGAGAGCACAACAUCCAAGUCAACCCCUACCAUUUCCACUCCCUUUACCACGCCCACCACAACCAUCACACCAACUCCACUCACAACCGUCACUCUGACGACGACGGCCCCGACCAGUACUUCUCCGGAGACCACUGCAUCUGAGUCCACCACCCUGAGCACCGCAAAAACAACUACGCUGACGACAGUUUCUCCAACUACUAAGUCAACUAAGACCACAACGGGAUCAACACCAACAGUAACUAAGACCACAGAAACCCCAACAACGAGAAGUACCAGGAAAACAACACCAACCACAUCUGUCUCUACAACAUCCAAAACCACUGCGUCAACAGAAACCAGCCCAACCUCCCCAGCCAAAACAAGUCGAAGAAGCACAACUCUGACAAUGACUACAUCUUCCACCAAGUCUACUGAAACCAGUACAACCCCCAUACCAGCUACACCCACAACCCUCACUCUCACCACGACUACCUUGUCCACUAGCUCACCAGAGAGCACAACGUCAAAGUCAACCCCUACCAUUUCCACUCCCUUUACCACGCCCACCACAACCAUCACACCAACUCCACUCACAACCGUCACUCUGACGACGACGGGCCCGACCAGUACUUCUCCGGAGACCACCGCAUCUGAGUCCACCACCCCGAGCACCGCAAAAACAACUACGCUGAUGACAGUUUCUCCAACUACUAAGUCAACUAAGUCCACAACGGGAUCAACACCAACAGUAACUAAGACCGCAGAAACCCCAACAACGAGAAGUACCAGGAAAACAACACCAACCACAUCUGUCUCUACAACAUCCAAAACCACUGCGUCAACAGAAACCAGCCCAACCUCCUCAGCCAAAACAAGUCGAAGAAGCACAACUCUGACAAUGACUACAUCUUCCACCAAGUCUACUGAAACCAGUACAACCCCCAUACCAGCUACACCCACAACCCUCACUCUCACCACGACUACCUUGUCCACUAGCUCACCAGAGAGCACAACGUCAAAGUCAACCCCUACCAUUUCCACUCCCUUUACCACGCCCACCACAACCAUCACACCAACUCCACUCACAACCGUCACUCUGACGACGACGGCCCCGACCAGUACUUCUCCGGAGACCACCGCAUCUGAGUCCACCACCCCGAUCACCGCAAAAACAACUACGCUGACGACAGUUUCUCCAACUACUAAGUCAACUAAGACCACAACGGGAUCAACACCAACAGGAAAAGAACCAACUAAACCUACUACUCCAUCCUCACCUGUAACUAAGACCGCAGAAACCCCAACAACGAGAAGUACCAGGAAAACAACACCAACCACAUCUGUCUCUACAACAUCCAAAACCACUGCGUCAACAGAAACCAGCCCAACCUCCUCAGCCAAAACAAGUCGAAGAAGCACAACUCUGACAAUGACUACAUCUUCCACCAAGUCUACUGAAACCAGUACAACCCCCAUACCAGCUACACCCACAACCCUCACUCUCACCACGACUACCUUGUCCACUAGCUCACCAGAGAGCACAACGUCAAAGUCAACCCCUACCAUUUCCACUCCCUUUACCAUGCCCACCACAACCAUCACACCAACUCCACUCACAACCGUCACUCUGACGACGACGGGCCCGACCAGUACUUCUCCGGAGACCACCGCAUCUGAGUCCACCACCCCGAUCACCGCAAAAACAACUACGCUGACGACAGUUUCUCCAACUACUAAGUCAACUAAGUCCACAACGGGAUCAACACCAACAGUAACUAAGACCGCAGAAACCCCAACAACGAGAAGUACCAGGAAAACAACACCAACCACAUCUGUCUCUACAACAUCCAAAACCACUGCGUCAACAGAAACCAGCCCAACCUCCUCAGCCAAAACAAGUCGAAGAAGCACAACUCUGACAAUGACUACAUCUUCCACCAAGUCUACUGAAACCAGUACAACCCCCAUACCAGCUACACCCACAACCCUCACUCUCACCACGACUACCUUGUCCACUAGCUCACCAGAGAGCACAACGUCGAAGUCAACCCCUACCAUUUCCACUCCCUUUACCACGCCCACCACAACCAUCACACCAACUCCACUCACAACCGUCACUCUGACGACGACGGGCCCGACCAGUACUUCUCCGGAGACCACCGCAUCUGAGUCCACCACCCCGAGCACCGCAAAAACAACUACGCUGAUGACAGUUUCUCCAACUACUAAGUCAACUAAGUCCACAACGGGAUCAACACCAACAGUAACUAAGACCGCAGAAACCCCAACAACGAGAACUACCAGGAAAACAACACCAACCACAUCUGUCUCUACAACAUCCAAAACCACUGCGUCAACAGAAACCAGCCCAACCUCCUCAGCCAAAACAAGUCGAAGAAGCACAACUCUGACAAUGACUACAUCUUCCACCAAGUCUACUGAAACCAGUACAACCCCCAUACCAGCUACACCCACAACCCUCACUCUCACCACGACUACCUUGUCCACUAGCUCACCAGAGAGCACAACGUCAAAGUCAACCCCAACCAUUUCCACUCUCUUUACCACGCCCACCACAACCAUCACACCAACUCCACUCACAACCGUCACUCUGACGACGACGGGCCCGACCAGUACUUCUCCGGAGACCACCGCAUCUGAGUCCACCACCCCGAGCACCGCAAAAACAACUACGCUGACGACAGUUUCUCCAACUACUAAGUCAACUAAGUCCACAACGGGAUCAACACCAACAGUAACUAAGACCGCAGAAACCCGAACAACGAGAAGUACCAGGAAAACAACACCAACCACAUCUGUCUCUACAACAUCCAAAACCACUGCGUCAACAGAAACCAGCCCAACCUCCUCAGCCAAAACAAGUCGAAGAAGCACAACUCUGACAAUGACUACAUCUUCCACCAAGUCUACUGAAACCAGUACAACCCCCAUACCAGCUACACCCACAACCCUCACUCUCACCACGACUACCUUGUCCACUAGCUCACCAGAGAGCACAACGUCAAAGUCAACCCCAACCAUUUCCACUCUCUUUACCACGCCCACCACAACCAUCACACCAACUCCACUCACAACCGUCACUCUGACGACGACGGGCCCGACCAGUACUUCUCCGGAGACCACCGCAUCUGAGUCCACCACCCCGAGCACCGCAAAAACAACUACGCUGACGACAGUUUCUCCAACUACUAAGUCAACUAAGUCCACAACGGGAUCAACACCAACAGUAACUAAGACCGCAGAAACCCCAACAACGAGAAGUACCAGGAAAACAACACCAACCACAUCUGUCUCUACAACAUCCAAAACCACUGGGUCAACAGAAACCAGCCCAACCUCUUCAGCCAAAACAAGUCGAAGAAGCACAACUCUGACAAUGACUACAUCUUCCACCAAGUCUACUGAAACCAGUACAACCCCCAUACCAGCUACACCCACAACCCUCACUCUCACCACGACUACCUUGUCCACUAGCUCACCAGAGAGCACAACAUCAAAGUCAACCCCUACCAUUUCCACUCCCUUUACCACGCCCACCACAACCAUCACACCAACUCCACUCACAACCGUCACUCUGACGACGACGGGCCCGACCAGUACUUCUCCGGAGACCACCGCAUCUGAGUCCACCACCCCGAUCACCGCAAAAACAACUACGCUGACGACAGUUUCUCCAACUACUAAGUCAACUAAGACCACAACGGGAUCAACACCAACAGGAAAGGAGCCAACUAAACCUACUACUCCAUCCUCACCUGUAACUAAGACCGCAGAAACCCCAACAACGAGAAGUACCAGGAAAACAACACCAACCACAUCUGUCUCUACAACAUCCAAAACCACUGCGUCAACAGAAUCCAGCCCAACCUCCUCAGCCAAAACAAGUCGAAGAAGCACAACUCUGACAAUGACUACAUCUUCCACCAAGUCUACUGAAACCAGUACAACCGCCAUACCAGCUACACCCACAACCCUCACUCUCACCACGACUACCUUGUCCACUAGCUCACCAGAGAGCACAACAUCCAAGUCAACCCCUACCAUUUCCACUCCCUUUACCACGCCCACCACAACCAUCACACCAACUCCACUCACAACCGUCACUCUGACGACGACGGCCCCGACCAGUACUUCUCCGGAGACCACCGCAUCUGAGUCCACCACCCUGAGCACCGCAAAAACAACUACGCUGACGACAGUUUCUCCAACUACUAAGUCAACUAAGACCACAACGGGAUCAACACCAACAGUAACUAAGACCACAGAAACCCCAACAACGAGAAGUACCAGGAAAACAACACCAACCACAUCUGUCUCUACAACUUCCAAAACAACUGCAUCAACAGAAUCCAGCCCAACCUCCUCAGUCAAAACAAGUCGAAGAAGCACAACUCUGACAAUGACUACAUCUUCCACCAAGUCUACUGAAACCAGUACAACCCCCAUACCAGCUACACCCACAACCCUCACUCUCACCACGACUACCUUGUCCACUAGCUCACCAGAGAGCACAACAUCAAAGUCAACCCCUACCAUUUCCUCUCCCUUUACCACGCCCACCACAACCAUCACACCAACUCCACUCACAACCGUCACUCUGAUGACGACGGGCCCGACCAGUACUUCUCCGGAGACCACCGCAUCUGAGUCCACCACCCCGAGCACCGCAAAAACAACUACGCUGACGACAGUUUCUCCAACUACUAAAUCAACUAAGUCCACAACGGGAUCAACACCAACAGUAACUAAGACUGCAGAAACCCCAACAACGAGAAGUACCAGGAAAACAACACCAACCACAUCUGUCUCUACAACAUCCAAAACCACUGGGUCAACAGAAACCAGCCCAACCUCCUCAGCCAAAACAAGUCGAAGAAGCACAACUCUGACAAUGACUACAUCUUCCACCAAGUCUACUGAAACCAGUACAACCCCCAUACCAGCUACACCCACAACCCUCACUCUCACCACGACUACCUUGUCCACUAGCUCACCAGAGAGCACAACAUCAAAGUCAACCCCUACCAUUUCCACUCCCUUUACCACGCCCACCACAACCAUCACACCAACUCCACUCACAACCGUCACUCUGACGACGACGGCCCCGACCAGUACUUCUCCGGAGACCACCGCAUCUGAGUCCACCACCCCGAUCACCACAAAAACAACUACGCUGACGACAGUUUCUCCAACUACUAAGUCAACUAAGACCACAACGGGAUCAACACCAACAGGAAAGGAGCCAACUAAACCUACUACUCCAUCCUCACCUGUAACUAAGACAGCAGAAACCCCAACAACGAGAAGUACCAGGAAAACAACACCAACCACAUCUGUCUCUACAACAUCCAAAACCACUGCGUCAACAGAAUCCAGCCCAACCUCCUCAGCCAAAACAAGUCGAAGAAGCACAACUCUGACAAUGACUACAUCUUCCACCAAGUCUACUGAAACCAGUACAACCGCCAUACCAGCUACACCCACAACCCUCACUCUCACCACGACUACCUUGUCCACUAGCUCACCAGAGAGCACAACAUCCAAGUCAACCCCUACCAUUUCCACUCCCUUUACCACGCCCACCACAACCAUCACACCAACUCCACUCACAACCGUCACUCUGACGACGACGGCCCCGACCAGUACUUCUCCGGAGACCACCGCAUCUGAGUCCACCACCCUGAGCACCGCAAAAACAACUACGCUGACGACAGUUUCUCCAACUACUAAGUCAACUAAGACCACAACGGGAUCAACACCAACAGUAACUAAGACCACAGAAACCCCAACAACGAGAAGUACCAGGAAAACAACACCAACCACAUCUGUCUCUACAACUUCCAAAACAAUUGCAUCAACAAAAUCCAGCCCAACCUCCUCAGCCAAAACAAGUCGAAGAAGCACAACUCUGACAAUGACUACAUCUUCCACCAAGUCUACUGAAACCAGUACAACCCCCAUACCAGCUACACCCACAACCCUCACUCUCACCACGACUACCUUGUCCACUAGCUCACCAGAGAGCACAACAUCAAAGUCAACCCCUACCAUUUCCACUCCCUUUACCACGCCCACCACAACCAUCACACCAACUCCACUCACAACCAUCACUCUGACGACGACGGGCCCGACCAGUACUUCUCCGGAGACCACCGCAUCUGAGUCCACCACCCCGAGCACCACAAAAACAACUACGCUGACGACAGUUUCUCCAACUACUAAAUCAACUAAGUCCACAACGGGAUCAACACCAACAGUAACUAAGACCGCAGAAACCCCAACAACGAGAAGUACCAGGAAAACAACACCAACCACAUCUGUCUCUACAACAUCCAAAACCACUGGGUCAACAGAAACCAGCCCAACCUCCUCAGCCAAAACAAGUCGAAGAAGCACAACUCUGACAAUGACUACAUCUUCCACCAAGUCUACUGAAACCAGUACAACCCCCAUACCAGCUACACCCACAACCCUCACUCUCACCACGACUACCUUGUCCACUAGCUCACCAGAGAGCACAACAUCAAAGUCAACCCCUACCAUUUCCACUCCCUUUACCACGCCCACCACAACCAUCACACCAACUCCACUCACAACCGUCACUCUGACGACGACGGCCCCGACCAGUACUUCUCCGGAGACCACCGCAUCUGAGUCCACCACCCCGAUCACCGCAAAAACAACUACGCUGACGACAGUUUCUCCAACUACUAAGUCAACUAAGACCACAACGGGAUCAACACCAACAGGAAAGGAGCCAACUAAACCUACUACUCCAUCCUCACCUGUAACUAAGACAGCAGAAACCCCAACAACGAGAAGUACCAGGAAAACAACACCAACCACAUCUGUCUCUACAACAUCCAAAACCACUGGGUCAACAGAAACCAGCCCAACCUCCUCAGCCAAAACAAGUCGAAGAAGCACAACUCUGACAAUGACUACAUCUUCCACCAAGUCUACUGAAACCAGUACAACCCCCAUACCAGCUACACCCACAACCCUCACUCUCACCACGACUACCUUGUCCACUAGCUCACCAGAGAGCACAACAUCCAAGUCAACCCCUACCAUUUCCACUCCCUUUACCACGCCCACCACAACCAUCACACCAACUCCACUCACAACCGUCACUCUGACGACGACGGGCCCGACCAGUACUUCUCCGGAGACCACCGCAUCUGAGUCCACCACCCCGAUCACCGCAAAAACAACUACGCUGACGACAGUUUCUCCAACUACUAAGUCAACUAAGACCACAACGGGAUCAACACCAACAGGAAAGGAGCCAACUAAACCUACUACUCCAUCCUCACCUGUAACUAAGACAGCAGAAACCCCAACAACGAGAAGUACCAGGAAAACAACACCAACCACAUCUGUCUCUACAACAUCCAAAACCACUGCGUCAACAGAAUCCAGCCCAACCUCCUCAGCCAAAACAAGUCGAAGAAGCACAACUCUGACAAUGACUACAUCUUCCACCAAGUCUACUGAAACCAGUACAACCGCCAUACCAGCUACACCCACAACCCUCACUCUCACCACGACUACCUUGUCCACUAGCUCACCAGAGAGCACAACAUCCAAGUCAACCCCUACCAUUUCCACUCCCUUUACCACGCCCACCACAACCAUCACACCAACUCCACUCACAACCGUCACUCUGACGACGACGGCCCCGACCAGUACUUCUCCGGAGACCACCGCAUCUGAGUCCACCACCCCGAGCACCGCAAAAACAACUACGCUGACGACAGUUUCUCCAACUACUAAGUCAACUAAGACCACAACGGGAUCAACACCAACAGUAACUAAGACCACAGAAACCCCAACAACGAGAAGUACCAGGAAAACAACACCAACCACAUCUGUCUCUACAACUUCCAAAACAAUUGCAUCAACAGAAUCCAGCCCAACCUCCUCAGCCAAAACAAGUCGAAGAAGCACAACUCUGACAAUGACUACAUCUUCCACCAAGUCUACUGAAACCAGUACAACCCCCAUACCAGCUACACCCACAACCCUCACUCUCACCACGACUACCUUGUCCACUAGCUCACCAGAGAGCACAACAUCAAAGUCAACCCCUACCAUUUCCACUCCCUUUACCAUGCCCACCACAACCAUCACACCAACUCCACUCACAACCGUCACUCUGACGACGACGGGCCCGACCAGUACUUCUCCGGAGACCACCGCAUCUGAGUCCACCACCCCGAGCACCGCAAAAACAACUACGCUGACGACAGUUUCUCCAACUACUAAAUCAACUAAGUCCACAACGGGAUCAACACCAACAGUAACUAAGACCGCAGAAACCCCAACAACGAGAAGUACCAGGAAAACAACACCAACCACAUCUGUCUCUACAACAUCCAAAACCACUGCGUCAACAGAAACCAGCCCAACCUCCUCAGCCAAAACAAGUCGAAGAAGCACAACUCUGACAAUGACUACAUCUUCCACCAAGUCUACUGAAACCAGUACAACCCCCAUACCAGCUACACCCACAACCCUCACUCUCACCACGACUACCUUGUCCACUAGCUCACCAGAGAGCACAACGUCAAAGUCAACCCCUACCAUUUCCACUCUCUUUACCACGCCCACCACAACCAUCACACCAACUCCACUCACAACCGUCACUCUGACGACGACGGGCCCGACCAGUACUUCUCCGGAGACCACCGCAUCUGAGUCCACCACCCCGAGCACCGCAAAAACAACUACGCUGACGACAGUUUCUCCAACUACUAAGUCAACUAAGUCCACAACGGGAUCAACACCAACAGUAACUAAGACCGCAGAAACCCCAACAACGAGAAGUACCAGGAAAACAACACCAACCACAUCUGUCUCUACAACAUCCAAAACCACUGGGUCAACAGAAACCAGCCCAACCUCCUCAGCCAAAACAAGUCGAAGAAGCACAACUCUGACAAUGACUACAUCUUCCACCAAGUCUACUGAAACCAGUACAACCCCCAUACCAGCUACACCCACAACCCUCACUCUCACCACGACUACCUUGUCCACUAGCUCACCAGAGAGCACAACAUCAAAGUCAACCCCUACCAUUUCCACUCCCUUUACCACGCCCACCACAACCAUCACACCAACUCCACUCACAACCGUCACUCUGACGACGACGGGCCCGACCAGUACUUCUCCGGAGACCACCGCAUCUGAGUCCACCACCCCGAUCACCGCAAAAACAACUACGCUGACGACAGUUUCUCCAACUACUAAGUCAACUAAGACCACAACGGGAUCAACACCAACAGGAAAGGAGCCAACUAAACCUACUACUCCAUCCUCACCUGUAACUAAGACCGCAGAAACCCCAACAACGAGAAGUACCAGGAAAACAACACCAACCACAUCUGUCUCUACAACUUCCAAAACAACUGCAUCAACAGAAUCCAGCCCAACCUCCUCAGCCAAAACAAGUCGAAGAAGCACAACUCUGACAAUGACUACAUCUUCCACCAAGUCUACUGAAACCAGUACAACCCCCAUACCAGCUACACCCACAACCCUCACUCUCACCACGACUACCUUGUCCACUAGCUCACCAGAGAGCACAACAUCCAAGUCAACCCCUACCAUUUCCACUCCCUUUACCACGCCCACCACAACCAUCACACCAACUCCACUCACAACCGUUACUCUGACGACGACGGCCCCGACCAGUACUUCUCCGGAGACCACCGCAUCUGAGUCCACCACCUCGAGCACCGCAAAAACAUCCACGUUGACAACAGUUUCUCCAACUACUAAGUCAACUAAGUCCACAACGGGAUCAACACCAACAGUAACUAAGACCGCAGAAACCCCAACAACGAGAAGUACCAGGAAAACAACACCAACCACAUCUGUCUCUACAACUUCCAAAACAACUGCAUCAACAGAAUCCAGCUCAACCUCCUCAGCCAAAACACGUCGAAGAAGCACAACUCUGACAAUGACUACAUCUUCCACCAAGUCUACUGAAACCAGUACAACCGCCAUACCAGCUACACCCACAACCCUCACUCUCACCACGACUACCUUGUCCACUAGCUCACCAGAGAGCACAACGUCAAAGUCAACCCCUACCAUUUCCACUCCCUUUACCACGCCCACCACAACCAUCACACCAACUCCACUCACAACCGUCACUCUGACGACAACGGCCCCGACCAGUACUUCUCCGGAGACCACCGCAUCUGAGUCCACCACCCCGAGCACCGCAAAAACAACUACGCUGACGACAGUUUCUCCAACUACUAAGUCAACUAAGUCCACAACGGGAUCAACACCAACAGUAACUAAGACGGCAGAAACCCCAACAGCGAGAAGUACCAGGAAAACAACACCAACCACAUCUGUCUCUACACCAAAAACAAUUCUAAGAAGCACCUCAUCACCAAAAACUGCUCCAAUAAGAAUUAUGACAACAACUAUGCCUUCCACCAAUUCUACAGAAACUAGGACAACCGCCACACCAACUACACCCACAACCCUCACUUUCACCACAACUACCUUGUCCACUAGCUCACCAGAGAGCACAACAUCAAAGUCAACCCCUACCAUUUCCAUUCCCUUUACCACGCCCACCACAACCAUCACACCAACUACACUCACAACCGUCACUCUGACGACGACGGCCCUGACCAGUACUUCUCCGGAGACCACCGCAUCUGAGUCCACCACCCCAAGCACUGUAAAAACAACUGCACUGACGACAGUUUCUCCAACUACUAGGUCAACAAAGUCAACACCAACAGUAACAAAGGCCGUACGAACCACACCACCACAAAGAACAACCCCCAGAAGUACGACGAAAACGUCACCAACCACAUCAGUCUCCACAACAUCCAAAACCACUGCAUCAACAGAGUCCACUUCAACCUCCAUACCAAAAACUAGGCUGAUAACCACAACUCUGACAACGACUACUCCUUCCACUACGUCUACUCAGUCCAGCACAACCGCCACACCAACUACACCCACAACCAUCACCUUGACAACAACUACCUUGACCACUAGUUCAGCGAAGAGCACCACCUCAGAGUCCACCUCCACCCAAACCACUACUUCUACCACCACAAAAACCACAACGCUGACAUCCCCUACCCUUUCCAUUACCUCUACCAAGUCCAGCACAACCACCACACCAACUACACCCACGACCGUCACUCUGACGAUGGCCCCAACCAGUACAUCAACAAAGAGCACCAUAUCAGAGUCCACUAGCCGAAGCACCGCAAAAACAUCUACGCUGACGACAGUUUCUCCAACUACUAAGUCAACUAAGUCCACAACGGGAUCAACACCAACAGUAACAAAGACUAUAAAAAGCACACCACCACAAAGAACUACUCCCAUCAGUACGAUGAAAACAACACCAAUAACAUCUGUCUCUACAACAUCCAAAACUACUAUUUCUACAGAGUCUACUCCAACCUCCUCACCAAAAACUAGGCUGAUAACCACAACUCUGACAACGACAUCUACUACAUCUACAGUGUCCAGCACAACUGCCACACCAACUACACCCACAACCGUCACUCUGACGACAACUACCUUGACCACUAGUUCAACGGAGACCACUAUAUCAAAGUCCACCUCCCCGCAAACCAUUACCUCUACCACCACAAAAACCACAUCAUUGACAACCCCUACACCUUCCAUUACCUCUACCACAUCCAGCACAACCACCACCCCAACUACACUCACAUCUGUCACUCUGACGACAAUGGUCCCUACAGCUAGGUCAACAUCAGAGUCCAUCACCCCAAGCACCAUAAAAGCCACAACACCGACAGGAAUUUCUUCUACUACUAUUUCAACUAAAUCCACAAUGAGGACAACACCAACACCAACAGUAAUAAAGUCAACUAGAAAAACCACAACUUCCAGUUCUUCUAUUAAAUCCACUACAAGCACUUCACCAACAACUACUCCAAUCUCUACCUCAACAGAAUUUUCAACAUUGGAAUCCACCACUCUGCCUAAUGCCACUACCUCAAUCACCAAAAAACCGACAUCAAAAAUGACUACGCCCACAUCUACGGCUUCGACACUCACUAUGAUAACAUCCACUACUCCGAAAACCACAACCAUCAAAAUCACAACUUUUUCAACUACCCCAACUAGUUCAUCAACUGAAACAGCCACAGUCAAAUCAACUACAUACAUAACACCAACCACAACAAAAACCACAGCUCUAUUCAAUGAAACAACUACAGCUUCUACUGCAUUUACUACAAGCUUUCACUCCUCUGGCACACUGUCUACUUUACUAUCUACAACACCUUCAAAAGAACGUUGUAGAGAGAUUGAAUAUGAGGAGCAAGUGACUUACAAAGGAUGUACUACAAAUGUCACCUUGACCCGCUGUGAAGGAAUGUGUCCAUCUUCAGCAAAGCUAAAUAUCGCAAAGAUGAUGGUAGAUGUGGAAUGUGGCUGUUGUAUGCCAAUCACACUGCAUAAAAAGGAACUGAAAAUGCCUUGCCCAGACCCAGAUCGCCCUGGAAAGAGGCUCGUUAUGGAGAUAAUCAUAUUUGGUGGCUGCGUAUGUAACUACGAUGGCUGCACACACUAGCUGGGCUUUUCAAACAGUAUCAAAACAGAUUUUUUUUUUAAAUGAAAUUACACGGUAACAAUUUACAACAUUUCAAACAAUGACUGUUCAUUACUAUGACCUCUCUUAUGUCUACUUC